This is a messenger RNA of Puma concolor (puma), 1835 nucleotides long. RefSeq names its product guanylate-binding protein 1. NCBI's taxonomy places the organism in Eukaryota, Metazoa, Chordata, Mammalia, Carnivora, Felidae. The record is from RefSeq and is a predicted model, not a curated record. Gene Ontology annotation, molecular function: GTPase activity; GTP binding.
UUCAUGUAAGCAGCUUUCUUACCUGCUCUAAAGUAUCUCUGCUACUAAUUUUACAGUUAAGACCAGGGAACAUGGCCUCAGAGAUCCGCAUGCCAGCCCCAGUGUGCCUCAUUGAGAACACUGAAGGGCAACUGGUGGUUAAUCAGGAAGCUUUGGAGAUCCUGUCAGCCACCAAGAAUCCUCUCGUGGUGGUGGCUAUUGUGGGCCUCUACCGCACAGGCAAAUCCUACCUGAUGAACAAGCUGGCUGGGAAGAACAAGGGCUUCUCUAUUGGAUCUACAGUGCAGUCUCACACCAAAGGAAUCUGGAUGUGGUGUAUGCCUCAUCCCAAGAAGCCAGACCACACCCUAGUUCUUCUGGACACAGAGGGUCUAGGAGAUGUAGAGAAGGGUGACAAGAAGAAUGAUACCCAGAUAUUUGCACUGGCAAUACUACUGAGUAGUACCUUUGUAUACAAUACUAUGAACAAAAUUGACCAGAGGGCUAUGGACUUGUUGCACUAUGUGACAGAACUGUCAAAUCUGCUCUGGACAGUAUCCUCACCUGAUCUUGAUGGGGUUGAAGAUACAACUAACUUUGCUAACUUCUACCCAGACUUAGUGUGGACUCUGAGAGAUUUCUACCUAGACCUAGAAAUAGACGGGCAACUUAUCACAGCAGAUGAAUACCUGGAGAAAUCACUGAAGCUAAAGGAAGGCACCGAUAAAAGCCUUCAAAAUUUCAAUUUGCCCCGUCUAUGUAUAAAAGAAUUCUUUCCAAUAAGGAAAUGCUUUAUCUUCGACUCUCCUGCUCACUGGAAGAAGUUUGCCCAGCUUGAGACACUGCGUAAUGAUGAGCUGGAUCCUGAUUUUGUGCAACAAGUGGCAGCAUUCUGUUCCUACAUCUUCAACCGUUCCAAGACUAAGACUCUUUCAGGAGGCAUCAAGGUCAAUGGACCCCAUCUGAAGAGCCUAGUGCAGACCUGUGUUAAUGCCAUCAGCCGUGGGGAUCUGGCCUGCAUGGAGAACUCAGUUGUGGCCUUGGCCCAGAUCAAGAACUCAGCAGCAGUGAAAAAGGCCAUUGCCCACUAUGACCAGCAGAUGGAACAGAAGGUGCAGCUGCCCACAGAAACUCUCUCUGAGCUCCUGGACCUGCACGGGGCCUGUGAAAGGGAGGCCAUAGAAAUCUUCAUGAAGAACUCUUUCAAGGAUGUGAACCAAAAGUUCCAGAAGCAAUUAGAGACUCUGCUAGAAGCCAGAAAGGAUGACUUUUGUAACCAGAACAUGGAGGCAUCAUCGAACCGUUGCUCAGCUUUACUUCAGGCUAUAUUUGGUCCUCUAGAAAAUGAGGUGACGCAGGGGAUUUAUUCAAAGCCAGGAGGACAUUUUCUCUUCAUUCAGAAGACAGAAGAGCUGAAAGCAAGGUACUAUCAGCAGCCCAGGAAAGGAAUGCAGGCUGAGAAAGCUCUGCAGAAAUAUUUGCAGUCCAAACAGUCUACAAGUGAUACCAUCCUACAGACAGACCUGGCUCUCACAGUGAGGCAAAAGGUGAUAGAAGAGGCACGUGUGAAAGCAGAGGCUGCAAGGAUUGAAGCACAAAGGUUGGAGGCGAUUCAAAGGUAUAACCAGCAAGCGAUGGAGCAAAGGCAGCGACUCCAUCUGGAACAAGUGAGACAAAUGGAAAUGUUCCAAGAGUACCAGUUAAGACAACAGCAGAGGGUCCUGCAACUUCAAUUCCAGGAACAGACCGUAAAUCUCAAUAGGGAAAUCGAAGAUGAACGCAGAAGACUUCACAACGAAAUCCAGGAUCUCCAGAGGAACAUUGUCUCACAAGAUGAUACAUGCAUCUUACUUUAA